GUGUACAUUUGUCUGUAACCUUUCAGAUGUUGUGGGUUGGGAGUGAGGUGGCUAAAGAACAGGAAUUGAUCAAUUUGAAGUAUGCUAUAUCAGAAUGCUGAAAUCUGAAUAAUUAUUAAUUCCAAGUGAUCUUUUUCAUAAAUGUCAUGAUUUUAGAUCACCAAAGUUAAUGUUAUAAUUUAUCUAGCAUUCUAUUUAUUAUGUCCAGUGAAAAGAAAAUUGACCCAGACAUGAAGGGUUGGCUUUACAAAUGGACAAAUUACCUCAAGGGUUACCAAAAGCGCUGGUUUGUGCUCUCUGGAGGAUUACUAUCCUAUUACCGGAACCAAGCGGAGGCCCAGCACACUUGUCGGGGCAACCUAAGUCUCCAUGACGCUAUCAUCCACACUGAAGACACAUGCAACUUUGUCAUCAGCAACGGUGGCACACAAACAUUCCAUCUUAAGGCUGCCUCUGAGGUGGAGAGGCAGAAGUGGGUCACCGCACUGGAGCUGGCCAAGGCUAAAGCUGUGCGCAUAUUGGAUAGUGCAUCAGUCUGUUCUAUGUGGCUGCAUGAUGAUCAUGCAAAUGAGUCAUGCAUGGCAUGCUACCAUUCUCCGUGCCAUUACUACCACUCGUACUACUGCCACUCCACCUGCCUGUUUGUGCCCUCACCACCCCCUGUUUGUGCCGACACCACCCCUGUUUGUGCCGUCAUCACCCCCUGUUUGUGCCGUCACCACCCCCUGUUUGUGCCGUCACCACCCCCUGUUUGUGCCGUCACCACCCCCUGUUUGUGCCGUCACCACCCCCUGUUUGUGCCGUCACCACCCCCUGUUUGUGCCGUCACCACCCCCUGUUUGUGCCGUCACCACCCCCUGUUUGUGCCGUCACCACCCCCUGUUUGUGCCGUCACCACCCCCUGUUUGUGCCGUCACCACCCCCUGUUUGUGCCGUCACCACCCCCUGCGUUCCAGUCUCGUCUAGACGACCUGCGCACAUGUAACGACCUGAUCGUGAAGCACGCCGCCGCCCUCCACAAGAGUCUCGCUGAGCUCGAGGCCAGCGACGCCUCGCGAGAUGAUCUCGUCAGCAAGAUGAAGACUGUUAAUGAGAGAGCUACUUUAUUUAGGAUCUCAUCCAACGCCAUGGUUAAUGCGUGUACGUCGUACGUGAGCAGCGCGUCGUCAGUGAGCAGGAGGUGGCAGCGGCAGUUGCUGCACGAGCGUGAGCAGCGAGCGCGGCUCGAGGAGAUGGUCGAGCAGCUGGCUCGCCAGCACUCCCAUCUGGAGCAGGUGGCUAAAGAGCACCACAACCAGCAGGCUAACGCCAACGCUCAUCACGUAUUUUAUGUUUCAACCAUUAAACCCGCCUACGCCCAUCACAUGCAGGCGUGUACGUCGUACGUGAGCAGCGCGUCGUCAGUGAGCAGGAGGUGGCAGCGGCAGUUGCUGCACGAGCGUGAGCAGCGAGCGCGGCUCGAGGAGAUGGUCGAGCAGCUGGCUCGCCAGCACUCCCAUCUGGAGCAGGUGGCUAAGGAGCACCACAACCAGCAGGCUAACGCCAACGCUCAUCACGGCGUGCACAGCGAGGAUGAGGACGACCAGUUCCUUGACGCCGUCGAAGAGAUCAGGGAAGAAAUUCAACUUCCUGUACAAUCUCAACACAAGCGGUCCAUUUCUGACCUCUCACAGGCAAGCGUCGAAGGCGGCGGUGGAGGUGGUGGCAGCGACUCAGUGUCGGGCGGCAGCGGCAGCAGCGGACGCGUGGAACAACAGAACACAGUACAAGUCAUCCGACGUGUUGACAACACGGCUGACAGCAGCCUGAGCGAGGACGUGACGAGCGUGGUCGGGUCCCAGGCGACGACGCCCACCAUGGCGCCCGUAGCGCUGCCGGGAGCCUGUGCCGCCAAGAGCAACAGACCGCCCCGCCAGCGCCGGACUCGCGUGCCCGAUAAGCCCAGUUACCCUCUUAACCUCUGGUCUAUUAUGAAGAACUGCAUCGGCAAGGAGCUUACCAAGAUACCCAUGCCCGUGAACUUCAGCGAGCCUCUGUCGUUUUUGCAGCGACUGACGGAAGACUUUGAGUACAGCGAUAUACUCGACCGCGCCGCGCUGUUGGAGGACUCGUGCGAGCAACUGUCGUGGGUGGCAGCGUUCACGGUAUCAGCGUACGGCACGACAGCGAUGCGCACGGCCAAGCCAUUCAACCCGCUGCUGGGGGAGACCUACGAGUGUGAUCGCACUGAUGACUUCGGCUGGCGUGCGCUCAACGAACUAGUUUCGCACCACCCACCCAUCAUGGCGCAGCACGUUGAGGGCGUGCAGGGCUGGACCAGCUGGCAGGAGUUCUCCAUGUCUUCCAAGUUUAGGGGCAAAUACCUGCAAAUUAUUCCUCUAGGAAUAGCUCAUCUCUCCUUCAAAAAUUCCGGUAACCACUACACAUGGCGUAAGGUAUCAACCACGGUGCACAACAUGAUCGUGGGCAAGCUGUGGUUGGACAACCACGGUGAAAUGGAGAUCAUCAACCACACCACAGGAGACAAGUGUUGUCUUAAGUUCAUACCUUACUCAUACUUCUCCAGAGAAAUACCUAGAAAGGUUACGGGCUAUGUGGUGAACCGCGAGGGCGAGUUCAAGUGGUUCCUCACAGGCACGUGGGACGACCAGAUGGAGGCGUGCAGGGUGGUCAGUGAGAGCACCGUCAGGAACGGCAAGCCCGUCUACGAGACGGACUCAUUAAAAACUUUCUACACCCGCAGCCCCGAGUGCGAGAAGUACUACAACUUCACGGAGCUGGCGUGUCAGCUGAACGAGGCUGAGGAAGACGUCGCACCCACGGACUCCAGGCACCGGCCCGACCAGCGGCUCAUGGAGAACGGACUUUGGGACGAGGCUAACACUGAGAAAGUCAGGCUCGAGGAGAAGCAGCGAGCCGUGCGCCGACACAGAGAGAACGAAGCGGCCCUCGCGGCAGAGAGAGGAGAGGAGUACCCUUCGUACGAGGCGACGUGGUUCCAGAAGACCAGCGACGAGCUGACCAAAGGCAUCAUGUACACCUACAAAGGCGGAUAUUGGGAGGCCAAAGAGAAGCAAGAUUGGUCAGCAUGUCCGGACAUAUUUUAGAACGCUUGUCCAUGACUUAGGCAUCGAAACAACAAAUAUCUUGUGUUCCACUUAAUUAUGUGUGUACGGCCUCCAGGUAGGAAUCUUCAAAAGCAUCUUCUAUUAGAAACUUAUAGCAAUCCUUCAUUCUCAGACUAUUAAGCAUUAAGGGCUUUUGAUAUUUGGGGUUCUUCUUCUCAUAAGACAUUAUCUGAGCUAACAUUUUUCUUUUUUAGUAUCAUCUCAAAGAACUAUAAGGAAAUUCGAUGACAGUCGGGAAAAGAUGUCUUGUAGUAACUGCUGUGCAGAAUGAACUUGUGUCGCUAUGGGGUUGGGCUAACCGCGUGAAAUUUAUUGAAUCGUAAUAGCAUCACCGGUCGUUUUCAAGCGCAGAAGUGUUUUAAUAGAAUUAAAUUCGUGUUCAGUUUGUGGUUGGGUAUCAUUAGGAAAGUAAAUGUUUUCUAUAAGCGGUAUUUGUAUUGAAUUUGAGUGCUGCGCUAGCGAGAGGGAUUCUUAAUUCAGAAUUUGGUUUAAUGAUCGUAAAUUCUUCUAUGUUUAGGUUUCAAGCCUGUUCUUUGUAGGCACAGUUCUAAAUGAAGAAUGCGGUGCACUGAUUGAGUAGGAGCUAGAGAACAUUUUGGUUAGCGGGAAUUUAAUUUUGAUUCUCCGAAAAGAUUUAUUUGCUCGUGAAAAGCUCACACGGUUUAAAGCCGCCGAUGUAUCUUCAUCUUGUAUCACACUCAUCUUCUUUCAAUGAGUUCAGUGCCUCAAUGUUUGGUGUGUGUGAUGGCGUCAUUUCUCUGCCAAUCUUCAUUGCAGUUCCAGUUGAACAGAACGAAACAUUUUCAAAGAACUCUAUGUAAAUUUUCAUUGCUGAAAUCGUGUAUAAAUGAUUAAAAUUUUCACAGACCCGUUGCAAUUUUAUCGUCUUGCAUAAGUUAUUCUUUCGGCAAUAUUUCCGAGUUCAUGUAACUUGAUGAAAUUUACAUAUUCCAUGAAAUUCAUGCGGUGCUUUGUGUAUAAGAAGCACUGCAUGUUUCUACCUCCGAACGCGCCCAAAGUUUUCUAUUGAAAACGUUUUGUUUUAUACUAAGUCGUUCUUGGAGGACUAAGAAGCAAUUUUUUGGAACCUUUAUUUAUAAUUGAUUUCUUAUGACUGCCCUUUCAUACUUCUCUAAUGUUUCGCAUUAUUUGUAUUGGGACUAGAAUUAAUUUAUAUAUGGACUGUAGAUAUAAUAUUGUCUUGCACUUGGGCUUCAGGAACACGAUGAUAUAUGCCGAAGUAUUUAAUGAUCACUUUAAAAGAAUUAAAAGAAUCUAUGUUAUGAUCCCGGUAUUUCAGCGAGGUUAUUAUCUUCAUAAGCGUUUAUCUUUAGGAAAUAAAUCUGCACAGAUUUACUUCUGGUUGAAGUCUGAUCUUGUGAUGUCAGAUGUUGAUGUGGUAGGAGCUUUAUAUGUUACCUAAAGUAUAUAUUUUUACUUGGGCAAAUUAGAGAUAAUAAGUUUUCCGGGCAUAUCUGCUUCAAGUUCAUUAGUAAUUUAGCAUCUUCGGUUAGACGUUACUUCUUUAGAUAGAUAUUUACCUGUCACUAUGCCUUCUAUUUGCUAGUACUUUACUUACCUGCUUGAGUUGCAUAAAAUGGACAAAGUUUUCUCAGGCAGAUAAUCUGUUCAAAUCGGUAUAGUGUUUCUGGCUAAUCGAGCGAAAUUUGUUAUUGCUGCAUCUCUCGUACUGCACAGCAGCCGCUCGGCUGAGGGUAAACAAAUGCCUUUACAGAACCAGCUCGACUUCAAUAAUAAAAGUGCAUUUUAUUUUGAACACACAAGUAUUGUUUUAAAUUGUUACUAGAGUCAUGGCGAUAUCAACGACGAUGCAUUUUUCAUCAAGUUUUCAAGCUCAAAGUCGAUCAAGCAAUGCUUAACUACAGGUCUUAUCGGUUCCUUCAUUUCCUCAAGCCUUUUGACCUUGUCUCUUGAAUGGUCUUUUUUCCCUCUGUUUUCCUCCAAAUACAUUUGGCAUCUCUUUCUUGCCUGCCUAAUCAUAAUAGCAUCUAAAGUUGAAUAAAAAUGUAAGUAUUUCACUAUCGUCCGCCUUCUUUAUCAUUUUGUCAUGCGUCCGACGUUUGGGUCGACGCAAAUACGCGUGCAAUUGUAAUACAAGAAAGGCAUUAUGUUUGUUGAAGACUCGUCUCUUAGCACAUGCUUCUUAUUUACGAAAAUAGCUCAUAUUAAGAAAAAUCACUUAUAUUAAUAGAUAUAUAUAAUUCGUCAAAUUGUAAUAAACUUUCAUUUUUGCUACGCUGUAAUUUCUUCUUCUUAAUUUCGAAGGGCACUGUUGCAUCUUCUCUUAGAUAUUAUAUUGGAAUUACAGGUAGCAUUUAUGUAUCUCCAAUUAUUUGGACUUUAUUGUUUAUCGUUAAUGAAGUCGCACUGUUUUAUUACAAACUAGUUCUACUGAGUUGCUGCUAAUUUUAUAUUCAUCAAUUCGUUUUUCAUUAAGGAAUUGAUGUGCGUCGAUAUUGGGGCCUAGGCUGAUUUCGGUGUUCACUAGUUUUGAAUCACUUUUUAAAGUUAAUAAUAAUUUGAGGUUGAGAUAACAUGUAAUUGUUAACUGCUGUUCAAAAGGCGUCAUACCCGAUGGUUGAGUCAACUUCUGCGUGCGAUGCGGACAAGAUCGUCCCCGUCGCUGAACCAGUGUACCAUCAGUUGGCUGGAAAGAACAAGUACAUACAAAUUUAAAAGAAAUUCAUAAGCAAAAAGUAAUUUGAGUCUUGUUGUUGCAGUAGAAAGGUUCCAAGCACAUCAGUUUAUUGUAAUAUGAUGACGUUCACUGUUAAACGCUUGAUAUUGAUAACGUCAUUGUCGUACAUUAUGUACGUAGAUAGAUACGCAGCACUAGUGUUAAGGGAGGAUUCGAAGUGGAAAUGUUCUUGCACUGUUUAAGAAAACACUUUAUACAAAUGACGUAAAAUAAAAAUAUUUAUUCCCAGUUUUAACUAGAAACCGAACUUUUACUAUAGUUAUUGAUUUAAUUAUUGUGAGUUUAUGCGUGUACAUUUUUUUUUUCUUUAUCAACUAGAGUACAAUUACAUUGCUUUUACAUUGAGCUUUCCAUGAUAAAAGCGUAACUAAUUUGUCAUCUUUAGAAAACUAUAAGUUGGUAUAUAAUAUACUAUAUUAUGUUUAUAAUUUAAAUGUUCUCAUCUACGGACCGAACCACUAGGGAGAAAGCCGGCCGUCCUCGCCUAAUAUCAUUUGAUGGAAUUAUUGUUCUUGAAUUAUUUUCUGAAUUCAUUAACUGUAGGAUUGACAUUUCCAUAUCAGGAACCAAUUCCUGAAAGCAUUUUUAUUUAGUUUGUCAUCAUUCUUUUUUUUUUAAUAUUGUUUCAAGACAAUUCCGCACUAAUUCAGCUCCAUUUUUGUAACCAUUUCUUCGUGAUAGUUUGCCGAGUUUGUUCUUGUUGACUUCAUACUACAUAACUUUUUUAUUCGAAAAAAUAAAUUGCUUUUUGUCUGUAAUGCGCCCGAUGGUGUAUAUUUGAACUAGUUUACCGAUAAACGGAUAAUGGAUUCACUAAUAAUUACAUAAUAUUUCUACUGUUGGCAUGGUUUCAAAUUUCAGUCUCUUACUCUUUCAAUUACAAAUUUAAUUAUUACUGGUCUGAUUGAUGAUUGAGCUAAAUGAUCACUUAUCAUUUAAGCAACCGUUCUCGAGCUGAAUGAUCACUUGUCAUUGGUCUCAACGUUCCUGAACUGAAUGAUUACAUAUCAUUCGUCUCAACGUGAUAGAGCUGAAUGAUCACGUGUCAUUCAUCUUAACGUUGCUGAUGUAAUGAUUGAUAUCUCAUUCAUGCCAAAGCUCAUUAGAUCGUCUGACAUUUGACUAGCGAGAGGCCCAAGUUCUUAGCGAGAGGUCAUGCUAGUUACUUAUGUUGUUCUCUUCCCAAGUUCAAUUCUUUGGUAGAGCUAGAAAAAGGCCAUUUUCAAUAUUUAAUGUAUAAUGUUAAUGUUAAGUUAGUUAAUUAUUCUGGAUAGUUCCAUCUUUGUAGGCUCAAAAUUAUAAUUUUGUAGGUUUUAAAUCAGUCUAAUUUCAUUAUUGUUGUGUAGGUCUUUGUUUGGUACACUUUUUUUUUAUUAUUGUACAGGUCUUCGAUCGGUAUUAUAUCGGCUCCACAGCCUUCAGGCAGACCAGUGGCGUAUUGUCUAAUUGAUGAAUAUGAAUUUUUGCGUGGCGAUAUUGAUUAAACUUUAUACUUCACUAAUUUUUUUCGUCAUUUUUUCGAGGAAAUAUGAUCGUCUAUGAGGAAUAUUUUGAAGAUCUAUAUGAGAAAUCUUCAUAUUUCAUAUCUUGAUACUGUGUAACGAAUAUCUUUCCAGUCUACAUUUUAUUCUAUACAUGCAAGUAAUCACGCGUUAUAAUGCAAAUUAACGUACCUACGUGGCUUUCUUGAUGCAUGCCCAGGAAAAUUAGGAAACUGUCCAAAUAGCGAUGCAGUUUUGCCCUAAUGCGGGAAAUAUUUAUCCAGUUUGUCCCGGUAAAGAGGCGCAUCAGAGGUACGCGCAGAUUGUGUCACUAUGUGGAUAAUAUCGUCCAUUCAUUUUUCUAAGUGCAUCUACUAAAUUCCGGGUCUGGGUCGUGGUAUCGUUGCUUCUGUUCAUUUAUUGUUCAUUUACAUUCAAUUCCUCAGAAACCUAUUUCAGAGAAAUGUGUGAGACUUUGUCUUAAUAGCGAUACUUUUUACCUCUAUGUGAGUCAUCUUGGCCCAGUAUGGCCAGGUGCGUAUAUACUGUGUAUCAGAGCUACGUGUCAAAAGUAUGCCACUAUUUGGACGAUUAGACCCAUGCAUUUUUGUGAGUGCUACGACGAAACAGCCGCCUAGGUAGGGGCUGUUGUCUUUCUCCCCGAUUCUAUUUAUGGUGAAUAAAUGUACUUAUUUAUGAAUGAAGUGCAGCUCAAUUAACCCAUUGAGGCAUAACUCAAUAUCCUCACUUAUGGAACUGUAACCUAUCCAUCUAAUUUUCCUCGUCUUCUUAUUGCAUUGUUCUUUUGUACAUAAACCUUUAAUUUUGUUUGCGCCUUCUCACAAUUAUUUCCCCACGAAUAACUGCGUCGACCAAGUAAGGUGAAUAAUUUUGCUUCUAUGAAGCUGGUGCCUAUGAACGAAUGGACAUAAAUGGAGCAACGCUAACGUUCGUGUGCGUCAACGAACGUUUACGUCAACAUUCGUGUACAUGCCAUCAAGAAUAUUCCUUUGUAUGAUAUACUAAUACUUAUAAAGCUUUUGUGUGUGUCGUGAUACAUCCGCGUCUCGUAUGUAUUAUCUAUCUUUGUCUUGCUAUGACAAUAUGAAGUGUAUAUAAAGUUAUUAUUGAUCUUAGGAUUUGGGCAAUUGCAAGAAUGUCAGGAAUGUUAUUCCGUGAAUCUUUUUACUGCGAUGUUUAAUUGAUUUUGUGAUAUAGCAAUAAACGUGUAUGAUCUUCA
Hyalella azteca is the source of this 8568-nucleotide messenger RNA. It is a transcript of the gene Osbp, whose product is annotated as oxysterol-binding protein 1. The coding region runs from base 201 to 3107 and encodes 968 amino acids. The record is from RefSeq and is a predicted model, not a curated record. Gene Ontology annotation, molecular function: sterol binding. NCBI's taxonomy places the organism in Eukaryota, Metazoa, Arthropoda, Malacostraca, Amphipoda, Hyalellidae. Gene Ontology annotation, cellular component: intracellular membrane-bounded organelle; cytosol; membrane. The transcript is spliced from 16 exons.